AUGUCCGCACCACCCACCACUGACAGGAAACGCAAACCCUCGACCACCACCCCCGACAGCAGCACCACCCCCGCGUCCAAACACCCCAAACUCACGCCCCCCACCACCACCGCCGCUGCCGCAAUGUCCACCCCGACCCCCAUGGCCCUCGCCGCCCAGCGCCGCGCCCACAUCCAGCAGCUCCUCAACGCGCAGGUCGCCAUGACCGAGGAGACAAAGCAAAAGUACAUCACGGGCCUCGACGGCCUGCGCAUGGUCGUCGAGACCAAGGGCCCCAACAGCGCCGAAGGCCAAGCCGCCCAAGCCCGCUACGACACCAUCGUCAACAGGCUCCGCGGCGCCGUGCGCGCCCAGCAGCAAGCCGCGCAGCAGCAGCAGCAGCAGCAGCAGCAAAACAACUUCCAGCCCCAGCAGCCCCAGCAGCCCCAGCAGCCCCAGCAGCAGCAGCAGCAGCCGCAGCAGGGCGGCGUCACCAAUGCGGGCCAGGCCACGCUCAACAGCAUCAUGGGCCCCAACGCACGCUCGACCUGGAUCCUGCCGCCCAACAUCACGCCGGCCGACGCGGACCGCUGGCGCACCGAGAUCCAGACGAAGCUCACGCAGGUGGGGCAGAAGAUGAAUGCGGCGCGCAACCAGAUCCAGCUGCUGACGCAGCAGUCGCAGCAGCCGGGGGUGACGCCCGAGCAGCAGCGCGAGAUCCAGGCCAGGAUUGCCGAGAGCACACAGCACUUUCAGCACUUUAAGGACGUCAUCAACAAGUUUGGGCAGCAGCAGAAGAUGCUGGCGGAGCAGAAGCUGCUCCAGCAACAGCAGCAGCAGCAGGCGCAGCUACAGCAGCAGCAGCAGAUGUUGCUGCAGCAGCAGCGGGCGGGACAGCAGCAGGCGCAGGCACAGGCCCAGGCUCAGGGCCAGCAGGGGCAGCAGGGGCAGCAGGGCCAGAUGGCCAUGCAGAAACCCGUGCAGCAAGGCGUGGUCCCGGAGGCACAUGCCGUGAACCAGCAACAGCAGGUGGCGGCGGCGAUGGCGCAACAGCAGCAGCAGCAGCAGCAGGCAAACAUUGCAAACAACAUCCAGCAGAACCCGCAGAACCAUCAUCCCCAGCAGCAGCAACCUCUCCAGCAGCCCACAGGCCAAAUGCAGCAACAACAGCGCCCACCGCAGCCCCAACAGCAGCAGCAGCAAGCCCAGAACCCCCAGCAGCAGCAGCAGCAGAACCCCGGCGUGGCCGUAGCAAAUGCCCAGCAGCAGCAGCACAUUGUGCCCCCCGCCGCAAGAGCCGACUCUCCACCGGGCCCGGCCCUCAACGCAGCCGCCAAUCGAGCCACCAUGUCCCCGGCAGCCCAGCAGCCGCCUCUCCAGCAGCAACAAGCACCGGCCGUCCAGCAGCAGCAGCCUCAGCAGCCCCAGCAAGCCCAGGCCCAAACCGUCGUCCGCCCACCAAUCCCGCAACCCACCGCGCAGCAACAACAGCAGCAGCAGCCCCCCUCGCAACAGCAACGCGCAUCAGUCCCCCCAGCACAAGCCGGCACACAACCCAACUCUCCCGCGCCCCGCGCCGGCUCCGUCCAACCCGCACGCCCCCCCACCGCCGCCGGCACCCCCGUCUCUGCAACCCCUCAACAACAACCACAAUCGCAGCAACAACAGCAGCAACAGCAACAGCAACAACAGCAGCAGCGUCUCCAGCCCGCAUCCUCCGCGUCAGUGGCGUCGCCAACAGCAUCCACACACCCAUCCCUCACCUCGCGCGACGCAGCGCUCCCAAGCCGCAGCGACAACGCGCAGGGCCUCCGCAAAGAGAUUCCGAAAACAUUUGCUGUCGUGCCGCCGCAGGCUGUUGUGAUGCCGCCUGCUAGACCCACGCUCUCCGGCGGGAUGAACUCGUCGGGCAACCAGAUGAUGAGUACGCCGGCGCUCGUGAAGCAGCCCGCCUUCGAGUUUGAUGAGGGCGGCAUGGGCCUGCUGAGUAAGAGGAAGCUGGAGGAGUUGGUCAAGCAGAUUGAUCCUGAGGAGAAGUUGGAUCCGGAUGUUGAGGAGUCCAUCCUCGAGCUCGUCGACGAGUUUAUCGACAACAUCGCCACCACGGCCUGCAAGAUGGCCAAGCUGCGCGGCUCCGACAUCCUCGACAUCAAGGACAUCCAGAUCAUCCUCGAGCGCAACUGGAACAUCCGCAUCCCCGGCUACGCCGCCGACGACAUCCGCACCGUCCGCAAGUUCAACCCGGCCCCCGGGUACCACCAGAAGAUGGCGGCGCUGGCCGCGCAGAAGUCGCUGAACCAGACGGCGGGGAAGGGGGGUGAUUAG
This is a messenger RNA of Morchella sextelata, 2304 nucleotides long. RefSeq lists its product as uncharacterized. Gene Ontology annotation, molecular function: protein heterodimerization activity; TBP-class protein binding; DNA binding. Gene Ontology annotation, biological process: DNA-templated transcription initiation; RNA polymerase II preinitiation complex assembly. NCBI's taxonomy places the organism in Eukaryota, Fungi, Ascomycota, Pezizomycetes, Pezizales, Morchellaceae. Gene Ontology annotation, cellular component: SAGA complex; transcription factor TFIID complex; SLIK (SAGA-like) complex. The record is from RefSeq and is a predicted model, not a curated record. Bases 1 to 2304 code for a protein of 767 amino acids. The transcript has 2 exons.